This is a messenger RNA of Abrus precatorius (Indian licorice), 286 nucleotides long. RefSeq lists its product as uncharacterized. Bases 80 to 286 code for a protein of 68 amino acids. The record is from RefSeq and is a predicted model, not a curated record. The transcript is spliced from 2 exons. NCBI's taxonomy places the organism in Eukaryota, Viridiplantae, Streptophyta, Magnoliopsida, Fabales, Fabaceae.
GUCCCUUUUAACUCCUCCAUCAAGCUUCUCAUAUCUUCUGCAUCCAUCCCAAGUUGAGUCAUUGAAGGCACCAGGAAACAUGGCAAGCGAAGCACCAAGUUGGGCUGAUCAAUGGGGUGCUGGUGGUAUUGGUGCCAUGGAAGAUGAUGACACUAGAUCCCAAAAAGACACCGGCAAGAACAAGAAUUCAGGUGCUAAGGGUGGUUUCAGCAAAGUCAAAGCAACUGCCUCUAAUUGUGUCAAAUGGAUAAAAAGCCUGUGCAAGAGAAAGAGUACAUCCAAGUGA